AUGGCGUCUUUCUCGCAGCUCCCCUCGUCACCUGAAGAGGCGGGCUCCGGUCGUCGUUCCCCGCGCUACCGCGGAGAGGAUACCUCCCCCACAGACCGUCGCGAGAUUUGGGGCUGGUAUGCCUACGGGAUCGCUGCCGAGGUGUUUGCCGUGUGCGGCGUCGGCUCAUUUCUCCCACUGACUUUGGAGCAAUCAGCCCGCGAACAGGGAUUCUUCUCCUCGAGCCAUCGACCCUGUGUCGGUCCGGACGCGCCCACCGCCGGAAACGGGACUGCACCGGCGAACGAGGCCUGUGUCGUCCCGGUGCUGGGCAUGGAAAUCAACACGGCGAGUUUUGCCAUGUACACCUUUUCGCUGGCGGUGCUCAUCCAGGCCUUGACGCUCGUGUCCUUUAGUGCGCUUGCGGAUUACGAAAAUAACCGAAAGACUCUACUGCUGACGUUCGGCUUCGUCGGGUCCGCGACGUCCAUGCUUUUCAUGCUUAUUGCGCCGCCGGUGUUCGUACUCGGGGCCCUCUUGGUUAUUAUCGGCGUCACCUGCCUUGGUUCCUCGUUUGUCGUCCUCAAUUCGUUCCUGCCUAUCCUCGUCGCAAACGAUCCUUCGAUUCAGAUUGCCGCAGACAAGAAUGGAGACGAGCUUCACGACCUUCCGGACGCAGACGAUUUCUCUCUGCGGUCGUGGACGGACGACGAGGAUAAUGGUGAUCACACUGGGCCGGCGAAAUCGGGGAAACCCACAGAGUCUGAAAAGACUUCUGGCUCUACAUCUCCAGAACUGCAACUCUCCACGCGCAUUUCGUCGCGGGGAGUGGGCUUGGGCUACUGUGCGGCUGUCCUUGUGCAGAUUCUGAGCAUACUAAUGCUGUUUACUCUGUCAAAGACAUCCAUGGGCAAAGCCCACCCGACCCUGCCGCUGCGAUUUGUUUUGCUUUUAGUGGGAAUUUGGUGGGCCGCAUUCACUGUAGUCUGCAGUCGAUGGUUGCGAACCCGCCCCGGUCCUCCUUUGGAAGAUGUCGCUCCCGGCGCCGGCCACCGUCAGAAAUGGCGCGUCUGGCUGCGGCUCGUGGGGUUCGCGUGGAAGUCUCUCUGGAACACCAUCAAGGUCGCACUGAAGUUGCGUGAAGUAGUUAUCUUCUUGGCCGCGUGGUUCUUGAUUUCCGACGCCAUCGCAACGGUGUCCGGGACAGCAAUCCUGUUCGCUCGAACAGAGCUCCAUCUGAGUACCGUAUCCGUCGGCCUGCUCUCCAUCACAGCGACAAUGUCCGGAAUGGCCGGCGCAUUCAUAUGGCCCAUCGUAGCGCGACGUUUCGGCCUGGCCUCCAACCACACUAUCUUCCUGUGCAUCGCACUCUUCGAAAUCAUCCCAUUGUACGGAAUGCUAGCCUACAUCCCGUUUAUCAAAAAAUGGGGCGUCCUCGGCCUGCAACAGCCGUGGGAAAUCUUCCCUCUAGGCAUCGUCCACGGCGUCGUCUCCGGCGGACUGGCAUCGUACUGCCGCUCCCUGUUCGGCGAGCUGAUCCCGCCAGGUAGCGAAGCAGCGUUUUACGCGCUCUACGCGGCCACGGAUAAGGGGAGCUCGUUCGUGGGGCCCGCGAUCGUCGGCGCCCUGAUCGAUAAGACGGGCUCUGUCCGGUCCGGCUUCAUUUUCAUUGGUGUCUUGGUCGUGCUGCCGAUGCCGCUAGUGUGGCUGGUUAAUGCGGAGCGUGGGCGGCGGGAUGCGCUGGCUAUGGCGGGCCAUAAAGCCAGAUCUGGUGAUGAGACGGAGGAGGGGGAGGGGUUGCUGAGGUCGUAG
Molecule: messenger RNA, 1791 nt
Organism: Aspergillus mulundensis
Lineage: Eukaryota; Fungi; Ascomycota; Eurotiomycetes; Eurotiales; Aspergillaceae
Product: MFS transporter
Exons: 3
Coding region: 1-1791 (596 amino acids)
Biological process (GO): amino acid transmembrane export from vacuole
Molecular function (GO): transmembrane transporter activity
Source: RefSeq, a predicted model, not a curated record